AUGGCUUCUUCAACGAAUGUUAAUGUACCAGUAACAAAAACUAAUUUUAAACAAAAAAUAGUUAAUUAUUUUAGAAAUAACAAAGAAAUAAUUGAAGAGUGGGCUCAAGUUAGUAGUAUUCAUGGAAUACCACAUGCUGCUGAUGCUAAAACAACAAAAUCUCGUUUUGAUGAUGUUGAUUUUCCAGCAAUUACUUUUUGCCAUUCCAGUCCAUAUAGUGUGAAGAAAAUUUUAGAUUCUCAAUAUGAUGAUUUAAAAAAAGUUAUAAUGGCAUAUAAUUUACUUAAUACCUAA
Strongyloides ratti is the source of this 294-nucleotide messenger RNA. RefSeq lists its product as hypothetical. The transcript has 3 exons. Bases 1 to 294 code for a protein of 97 amino acids. The record is from RefSeq and is a predicted model, not a curated record. Lineage: Eukaryota; Metazoa; Nematoda; Chromadorea; Rhabditida; Strongyloididae.